AUGAGCACUGCGGAGAAAGUUUCUGAGUCGAUCAAUCCUGAACGGGAUGAUACAUCCACUGACAGCUCCCUGCGAUAUGCUGCAUAUGCGAAUAGAUUCAGAACCAUUGCGCUAGCUUCUCACAGGUAUGUCGCAUAUACCUCUGACAUUGGAGAGUCCUUCCGUCCGGUGGUCAAUCAAAACUUCGUGAGGUUUUGUUACGGUAUCUCGUGGUCCUAUGUUCUUGGAGACGUGUCUCUCGAAGCGUGGAAGGCUAAAAUGAGACAAGAGGGAAGAUAUACCCCGGGAUUGCUCCCUUGGCAUAAAUUGCCAGAAGCAGAUCCUAUCGCAGCUGCUUCAUACACCGGAAUGGACUGGAAAUGGGUCGGAAUUCAGAGAGGUGUUUUCCAAUCCAUUGCCUCAAUGGGUUUGCCGGCAUUUACUAUCCAUUCGGCGGUUAGAUAUUCCUCUCUUCUGUUCAAAAACACUUCAAACAAAACACUAAAAACCUAUGGACCCGUCGGAAUUGGUUUGGCUGUUGUUCCAUUACUCCCUUAUUUGUUCGAUGAACCUGUGGAGAAUGCUACAGAGUACAUUUUUGAGCAGGCAUACAAGAACCUGAGUUCCAAAUAG
Molecule: messenger RNA, 612 nt
Organism: Ogataea angusta
Lineage: Eukaryota; Fungi; Ascomycota; Pichiomycetes; Pichiales; Pichiaceae
Exons: 1
Coding region: 1-612 (203 amino acids)
Biological process (GO): mitochondrial fission
Cellular component (GO): mitochondrion
Source: RefSeq, a predicted model, not a curated record